Orycteropus afer afer is the source of this 1021-nucleotide messenger RNA. It is a transcript of the gene AQP5, whose product is annotated as aquaporin 5. NCBI's taxonomy places the organism in Eukaryota, Metazoa, Chordata, Mammalia, Tubulidentata, Orycteropodidae. Gene Ontology annotation, biological process: transmembrane transport. Gene Ontology annotation, cellular component: plasma membrane; apical plasma membrane. The record is from RefSeq and is a predicted model, not a curated record. Gene Ontology annotation, molecular function: water channel activity.
GGCCACCAUGAAGAAGGAGGUAUGCUCUGUGGCCUUCCUCAAGGCUGUGUUCGCCGAGUUCCUGGCCACCCUCAUCUUCGUCUUCUUAGGCCUCGGCUCAGCCCUCAAGUGGCCGUCGGCGCUGCCCAGCAUCCUGCAGAUCUCGCUGGCGUUUGGUCUGGCCAUAGGCACGUUGGCCCAGUCUUUGGGUCCCGUGAGUGGAGGCCACAUCAACCCCGCCAUCACCCUCGCUCUCUUGAUGGGCAACCAGAUUUCGCUGCUCCGUGCUGUCUUCUACGUGGCGGCCCAGCUGGUGGGCGCUAUUGCCGGGGCGGGCAUCCUCUACUGGCUGGCACCGCUUAAUGCCCGGGGCAACCUGGCCGUCAACGCCCUUAACAACAACACGACACCGGGCCAGGCUGUGGUGGUGGAGAUGAUCCUGACCUUCCAGCUGGCACUCUGCGUCUUCGCCUCAACCGACUCCCGCCGCACCAGCCCUGUGGGGUCCCCAGCCCUGUCCAUUGGCUUGUCUGUCACACUGGGCCACCUCGUGGGGAUCUACUUCACUGGCUGCUCCAUGAACCCAGCCCGCUCCUUUGGACCCGCAGUAGUCAUGAAGCGGUUCAGCCCUUCACACUGGGUGUUCUGGGUGGGGCCCAUCGUGGGGGCCAUCCUGGCUGCUAUCCUCUACUUCUACCUGCUGUUCCCCUACCCUCUGAGCCUGAGUGAGCGUCUGGCCAUGGUCAAGGGCACGUACCAGCCGGAGGAGGACUGGGAGGAGCAGCGGGAGGAGCGGAAGAAGACCAUGGAGCUGACCGCCCACUGACCAGCGUCAGGCAGGGGCCAGCCCCUCAGCCCCUGAACCACAGGGGGAAAAAAGAGAAAUAAGUGACAGCAAAGCUUUCUUCCCCCACAGCCGGGUCCUCUUGGGUGGGGAAGAGGUGCUGUCUCUCCAAGCUGAACAGUUAGAGCUGGGAGCCUAUGACAGGGCUCUUGGGGUGGGGGUGAGGGGCUGGAGUCUGGUGGGGAGGGAGUCUCUCUG